GCUGAACCACAUAACAGUUUGUGCAAAUGGAUCAUGAGCAUCUUUGAGAUUUCAUGCUCCAUUUCAAAAUUGGGCUCAUUAUGAUGGCUUUAAUAUCUUGACCCAAAGAUCAGAUAUUUUUUUGUCUGAUAAACAAAACAAGAGAGUGCAUGUCAAACUAUUAUAUGUUUAAAAUAUACUAUUUGACAAAUAUGUCACAUCAUGUGAAUAAUUGAAAUUUAAUUAUGCAUUCUCCUCUUCCAUAUUAAUACAUUAAAUGCCUUCUCACAGAUGCACACGUAGAUAUGGAGUUUGAAGCAUAUGUGCAGAAAUUAUAAUCUCUGUACUUUAUGCCACCGUGCUCUAUUCUCUCUAUGCCUUUCCCUCUCUGUGUAUGUGAGUCACUUGCUGAGUAGUACAUGUACCUCCAUGCAGGCCUGUGUGAGUCCUAUUGUGCCCCCCUUACUGGUACAAAAGAUUCUGUUCUUAUGGAAAUAAAGUCCACUGCAUUGGCUCCUGAUAUCUCUCCAAGUGGGGACACUCAACCCUUUAUUCCUCUUUUAGCUCCAUCACCGUUGACACCAUUCACAAAUAACACUGUGCCGAUAUUAUCAGGACUCUGUACAUUAAAUUUUUCAGCUGCUGAAAGUGUGAUAAGCAUAACAGUAACCGACUGCUGGGCUUCUUUUGCACCAUAUUUGGCUAAUGUAGUAUGUUGUCCUCAAUUUGAUGCCACACUAGUGAUUAUUAUAGGACAGUCCAGUAAAUACUCUGGGAUCCUUGCUUUGAACAGGACUCAUUCUAAGCAUUGCCUCUCAAACGUUGGGAAGAUCCUCGUGAGUCAAGGAGCAAAUGAUAAUCUCCAAAAUAUAUGUUCGUUUCACCUAGAGAACCUCACAAAAGCCUCUUGCCCCGUCACUGAUGUUGAUGAAUUUGAGAGGAUUGUGGACUCCUCUGGACUUUUGGCUGCUUGUGGAAGGAUUGAUCCUGUUAAUGAGUGUUGUAACGAAGUUUGCCAAAUUGCUAUACUAGAUGCUGCUAGAAAAAUUGCGUUAAAUGGUAUGUCAAAUACGGAUGGGGCCUCUAUCUCACCUGAUCUCUCAAGAAGGAUUGAUGAUUGCACAAAUCUUGUCCUCCGAUUUCUGGCCAGUAGACUUGAUCCUUCUUCAGCAAAUAGUGUUCUUAGAGGACUUUCAAAUUGCAAUGUAAAUAAAGUCUGUCCACUGGUUUUUCCCAACAUGACAGAUGUUGUGAAAGAAUGUGGAAGUGUUAUAAGUAACCAGCCUUCCUGCUGCAAAUCCAUGGAGAGUUAUGUGUCCCAAUUGCAACAGCAGAGUUUCCUCACCAACUUGCAAGCCUUGAAUUAUGCUGCAUCACUUGGCAUGAGGUUACAGAAAGCCAAAAUCUCCUACGAUGUUUAUAAUCUUUGUCAUAUAAACCUCAAAGAUUUCUCUCUUCAAGUUGGAUCACAAGAGUCUGGCUGCCUUUUACCAAGCUCACCUUCAGAUGCAACAUAUGAUAAAACUUCGGGGAUCAGCUUCAUUUGUGAUCUUAAUGAUAACAUAGCUGCUCCUUGGCCCUCUAAAUCUUAUGUACCUGCUUCUUCCUGCAAUAAAACAACCAAACUUCCAGCACUCCCCACGGCAACCUCUUCACAAAGUGGUCAUUGCACAGAAGACUUGAUGUUUACGCUACUCAUGAUCUUCUCACUAGUUAUCACGAUGCUUCUUUGAUUUUAGUUUCCACCGUUCUUUAGUCCUUUUUGGCCACAACAGAAGCUCCUAUUUGUGCUGGAUAGCCUGGUCUAAAUCUGGAGAGGAGAAAAAGAAAGAGGAGUGGGCCUCUAUAGAGAAUUCCUGAUUUGGAUGUGAGCAAUCACAUGUAAUUAUUUUUUUGUAAAAUCAAUUAAAACGAAGAAGGUAAAGUUAUAUGCCUGCUUAUAAAGUGUGUAAAUUAAAAGAGUGCACUGUGUACAUUAUCUGUUUCGUUCUUUUUAU
Quercus lobata is the source of this 1976-nucleotide messenger RNA. RefSeq lists its product as uncharacterized. Lineage: Eukaryota; Viridiplantae; Streptophyta; Magnoliopsida; Fagales; Fagaceae. Gene Ontology annotation, cellular component: plasma membrane. The record is from RefSeq and is a predicted model, not a curated record. Bases 399 to 1712 code for a protein of 437 amino acids. The transcript has 7 exons.